Messenger RNA from Aureobasidium vineae, 597 nucleotides. The record is from the annotation of a GenBank genome assembly. Lineage: Eukaryota; Fungi; Ascomycota; Dothideomycetes; Dothideales; Saccotheciaceae.
CCCAACAUGGCCAGUCCUCAUCACCAGCAGAGGGUGGCUUACCCAAGAUCGAGUCAAGCCCAAAUCCAACGCUCUGCCGUACCUCGCGCCUCUCAUCCGCCUCCAUCAAGCCAUGAAGAGCAUGAAGACGAACAACCUGACGAACCACUUGACGAAGACCCUGGCGAAGAUCGAGUUAGCAAGUUGAUCGACGACGCUCUGCAAAUGCUCGAAGGCAAGGAGGACGUCGGCAUUUUCUGCAUUUGUGAGCCCAGAUGCAAGUGCAGAAAGCACUGCGCCGUCGCUCCAAGAGAUGGGCAGUGCCUCUGUCAGUGUUAUGAGGGAUUGUGGGAGAAUUGCGGUCUCAAACACGAGCAGACCGAGGCUGCAGAAGAGCGCCCGGUCACUUCCCGAUCCUUGUCCGUCUACAGUCAGGGGUCCAUCCAAGCAAGCCUCCAAGGGCAGGAGCGUCAGGCUCAGACCCCUGACAACAACCACGCCUCGCUUUCAACAGCAGGCACCUGGAGCGUCAGUCGUGCCGAGCUCUGGGCCCGCCUCCCGGCACCGGGUCCCNCUACGCCCACGACCUCUGUCAAAUCCAAACCCGUCAGGGGUUAG